AUGAGAGACCUCAACAAGGAUAUUGACGACAACAACGACGAGGACAACAACGAGGACAACGACGAGGACAACGACGAGGAGGACAAUGACGAAGACAACGACGACAACAACGACGAGGACAAUGACGAGGACAGUGACGAAGAGGACAAUGAGGAGAACAAUGACGAGGACAACAACGAGGACAACGACGAAGAGGAAGACGGUGACGAGAAGGAGGAAGAGGAUGACAAUGAGGAUAACUUGCAGGGUGACGACGAGGACAACAAGAACGACGACGACGAGAACGGCGGUAAGAGAACGACGAGAGACGAAGAUGACGACGCGAAGGACGGCGUUAACGACGUGGACGUGGAGGAGGACGACAUGGACGACAUAAACGACAUGGACGACGUGGACAACGUGGACGACGACAACCAUAGACACGUGGACGUGGAAGAGGACGUGGGCGACGACGAGGACGGCAGUGACGACGAAGAAAGG
Molecule: messenger RNA, 480 nt
Organism: Hyalella azteca
Lineage: Eukaryota; Metazoa; Arthropoda; Malacostraca; Amphipoda; Hyalellidae
Product: prostatic spermine-binding protein-like
Exons: 3
Source: RefSeq, a predicted model, not a curated record